GAAGCCAUUGCAUAAUGCAGAUUGUGCUGUCCCUGGAAGAGAGCAUCAGCGAUCACAAGCCCAGAAAGGCCAGAAAGGUAAUAUACUGAAGAUGCUCAGGGACAACAUCGUGGAGAAGCCCCUGCAGCAACGAGUCUACAGCGCCGUGGCAGCGGUACUGAAGACGGCGCGGCAAUGCAAGCGGCGGCAGAUGGCAACGAAGGACCGCAUCAAGAAGAUAGAGCGUCUCGUGCAGGUAGGUGUAUGCCAAGUUUUGGAAAACUUGCCAACACCCCUGCACGCGAUGAUUUCCGCCCAGAUGCGCAACGAGGGAAGACCCAUCUACGGACGACGCUUCACGGAAGAGGAGAAGGUACUAGCACUAAGUAUUUAUAAGCAAAGUCCAAAAGCGUUUCGAUAUUUGUCAAAAUUAUUUCUUUUGCCAAGUAUCGAAACGCUUCGGAAAUUAUUGUCGCACAUUCCACUAAGAGCUGGAAUUUGCGACAACGUAUUCCGUGAACUCGAAGAGCGGUCCGAGUCCUUUCAAGACGAGAAAAGCAGAUACGCUAUUCUGCUUUUCGACGAAAUUAAAUUAUCGCCGUCACUGGUCUACAAUCCUUCAAUGGACAUAGUUGAAGGAUUUGUAGACUCCGGUUUUUCGCGUUCACUAGAUAUCGCGGAUCAUGCCAUGGUGUGGAUGUUGAAAGGCAUACACGGAGUGCGACCUUGGAAGCAACCUGUGGCAUAUACUUUUUGUAGGGGUACAUCUUCCGCGGAGAGCAUCGUUAGGAUGUUUAAAGAAUUAGUUCGCCGUGCAUGUCAGGCCGGCAUUGUAGUUGUAGCCUCAGUUUGUGACCAAGGCAGCACGAAUUGUAAGGCAAUACAAUGCCUAAUAGAUUAUUCGAAAAGAAAUGCCUUUCAGCAGUCCAAUCCAUUGCGGCAUGAUAUAAUUGUUAUUGAUGAAAAUCGUGCCGCUCUUCGAUCCUCCGCACCUAUUAAAGUGCAUGCGGAACAAUCUUUUGACUAA
Molecule: messenger RNA, 1006 nt
Organism: Osmia bicornis bicornis
Lineage: Eukaryota; Metazoa; Arthropoda; Insecta; Hymenoptera; Megachilidae
Exons: 3
Coding region: 92-1006 (304 amino acids)
Source: RefSeq, a predicted model, not a curated record